Pomacea canaliculata is the source of this 3790-nucleotide messenger RNA. RefSeq lists its product as uncharacterized. The record is from RefSeq and is a predicted model, not a curated record. The transcript is spliced from 20 exons. Gene Ontology annotation, cellular component: membrane. NCBI's taxonomy places the organism in Eukaryota, Metazoa, Mollusca, Gastropoda, Architaenioglossa, Ampullariidae. The coding region runs from base 374 to 3790 and encodes 1138 amino acids.
UCCUAACUGAACAGGAAAUACGUUUCAGUCUAUCAUAAUGAUGUGAACAGUCCUUGCUUUAUGCCAAUCAAUUUUGUGCGCAAUAAGGGUUAAUGAUAUAAGUACGGUUUAUAAACUAACAAAAUAGUUUGAGAGCUGAGUAUACGCAAAUAGACAUAUGGAUAGAAUUUCCAAAUAUAUACAUACACAAGACAAUGUAUUUAACUCAGACAGUUAAAGCUCGACUAAUUUAAAAUUAUCAGGGGGUCAGUUGACAGUGCGUUUGGCUAACGGGACUCCGUCGGCAGGACGCCUGGAGGUGUUGUACAACGGGCAAUGGGGUACAGUGUGUGACGAUGAAUUUGAUAAAAACGAUGGUCAGGUGGCAUGUAGGAUGCUGGGAUUUUACAGUCCCGGAGUAUUAGUUGUGGACUCCUCUGUAUUUGGAGCAGGUUCAGGUCAGAUUUGGCUCGACGACCUGGCGUGUAGGGGUACAGAAGCCAGUCUGGAGGAGUGUUAUCACAAGGAGUACUAUACUCACGACUGUGAGCACAGAGAAGAUGUUGGUGUCGUCUGCAAUAAUUCAGUCCAGCUGACAGCUCGUUUAUCUAACGGGACGUGGUGGGCGGGACGCCUCGAGGUGUUCUACAACGGUGUGUGGAGUACAGUGUGUGACAAUUACUUUGAUGAAAACGACGCUCGGGUGGCCUGUAGGAUGCUGGGAUUUGACAGUCCGGAGGCACUGUUUGUGGGCUCUGUAAUGUACGGAGCAGGUUCAGGAAACAUUUUACUGUCCGACUUGGCGUGUACGGGUACAGAAACCAUUUUGGCACAGUGUAGGCACAGUGGGUACAAUAACCACAACUGUAACCAUGGAAAAGAUGUCGGUGUCGUCUGCACCGUCCUUUCUAGUCAACUUCGUCUAGCGGGUACCCGGCUCACAAGACAGGAUAUGGGUCGUGUGGAAAUAUUAUUUGGGGCUGCAUGGACUACUCCUUGUGUCAGUACCUUCAGCAGUAGCCUUGCAAACGUCCUUUGCAGACAGAUGAAUUAUCCCUCAAAAGCAGCAACUGCUGUGGAGUCAUCAUCCUUUGGACCGAGGACAGGACGUUUCCUUGUCGCUGGUAUUGUGUGCACGGGCAUGGAGUCCAACAUACUGGGCUGUUUCCAGACAGUUACUGGCUUCAGUGAUACCUGCUCUUCACCUGAGCUUGGAGUAAUCUGCAGUGAUUCAAAAUCCUCUCUUUUCAUCGUUGUGGAGACAAAGUCUACCAGCCUUGCCUACCCACUGAUGGAGGCAACCAAUGUUACACUGAAAUGCGUCUCCUCACAGCGAGGUCUGUCACAUCUGAACUUCUCUUGGCCAGAGACUGCAGGUGGUCGUCCUUCUGGUGAAUAUCUUAUCUUUGACAACCUGACCAGAUCACACAAUGGAGGCAGAGUGAGGUGUAUGGCCAGCUAUGGACAGCCUCCGAGAACUCAAAUUGCUACGAGUGACACAUUGGCAAUGGAUGUAUAUUAUCGCCCUGUGGUUAGAAUAAAAUGGGAAGGAAACACGUGUGAACCUCUGGAGUCCAGUCCAAGUCGCUGUGUUGUCAGUCAAUACCAGCAAGUCAUUCUUUACUGUGAGGCUGACAGCAACCCUCCUCCUGCUUCUGUAAGAUGGUCUGGACUGGCUAACAGUGCAACCGGACAGUUACAAAUAUCCUCUGCAAAUAAGACCAAUCACAAUGGUCGAUACUUCUGUAUUGUGUCUUCUGAGUCAGUGUCCAGUGAUGGCCGUCUGCCUCUAAGUUCAACAUACAGCUUUGAAGUCAUUGUAAAAUACCGAGCCCACGUAUUAAACUUCCAAAUAAACGCUGAAGCCAGAACGGUUGUGACCGUUGCUGAAAACUCUAGCGUGCGCAUGCGCUGUGAAGCUGAGGGGAGGCCAUCACCUCACAUGACGAUUGUCAGUGUUUCGAACGACAAGCGAGAGGUCGCUAGCAGGCCUCGAGGUGCAGUUCAAAGUCCUGAUCAAAGAGUAGAGUUAACAUAUGACUUGACUGCAGCACCUUGCGAGGCGGCAGGUGACUACAGGUGUGAGGUGGACAACGGAGUUGGACAAGAAAGUCGUAACAUUAGGCUUUACGUUGAGUGUGCUCCUAGGAUAAACAAUGGCGAAAGACAGCCUGCAAUUCUAAGUUUUGAUGUGAACCAAGGCCUUUUCAGUUUUCAACUGACAGCAUACCCAACACCUAAAGUCAAGAAAAUACUCUACCUUGGGCAAUACACUAACGAGAGCACCGAAGGGACAUCAGUCUCGGAUAAAAUUUAUGUCAAUUGUAAGGGGAACAGCUCUUUACCUGCCUCAGUCAUCUGCAACAUCACCACCAUCAACAUGACAAACGCUGAUGAAGGGUUCUAUAAAGUUAUUUUUAGCAAUGAAUUUGGAGAGCUGCCUGUUAUGUUUGUAGUCAGAAGUAAAGAGGACCGAGGCAUCAACGUAAAAGUCAUCAUUGGUGCAGCUGUUGGGACUGCUGCUGUGCUUGUUGUUAUUAUUAUUGUCACAGUCUGUAUAGCCAGGCAUUGCAGAGUUAAGAAAAGUUUGAGCAGACAUGCAGAGGCUAACACAAGGCAGGCUCUAGAAACAACAGUGCCUUUGGAGAACAUGAAAUCCAGUGGAGCAACAAAUAAUUAUUAUGGCCAAAAUGCUAGAAGCGAAGUAAUGAACAUGCCUCAAGCGAAAGACAUUAUGACAGAGGACCUGUAUGUCAACACUGCUGAGCUUGCUCGGGAAGAAUACGACUCGGAUCACGAGUACAGCGACGUCGACGACAUUGAUAGCCUCACACCCUUCGGUUUCUGCUCAGUGUCAGCUUUCCAGCCACACUCUUCUCACAACCUCUUCGUCCCGCAAGACAUCACAGCAAGCAUGAUGAUCAGCUCAGUCCUCAGUGUCUGUGUGAUGUUUACUCUUCUACUACAAGGUUUGAAUGCACAGCUGCAAGUCCGGCUUGUGAAUGGAACUGCCCCGUGGAAUGGCGGCCUUGAGGUGUUGUACAGAGGAACAUGGCGCAGAGUGUGUGACCGUAGGUUUAGAAAACAAGAGGCACAGGUGGUCUGCAGGAUGCUGGGCUUCAACACGCCGCACGUUUAUCCCUCGUACCUAGUUGUGUACAGUACGAGCAACAACGAUAUCAGGUUUGCUGACCUGAGGUGUACAGGCGAGGAGACCAGCUUAGAGAAGUGUAGUCAUACAGGGAUUAGCAGUGACACCUGGUGCCGCAAUGUCGUUGCUAUCACCUGUAACUCACAAAACAUACAGGUGAGAUUGGACGGCAUCUCACCUAACAGAGGUCAUGUAGAGAUAGACAUCGGAGUUGGUCGUUGGGGGAGAGUGUGUGUGACAUCUAAUAUCACUGCCAGGGUCGUCUGUAGACAGCUCGGCUUACCAUGGCUUGGUGCGAGGACGUUUUUAGAGAUCGUGGGUUGGUUCCAAAGUGAUUUCCCAUCUUGCCUUGGGAAUGAGACUAGCAUCACUGAGUGUCAAUAUGAGAAGUCUAGUGACGGAGUCUGCUGGUCUCACAUCAUCACUUGCAUUGACUAUCUUGUCAACAUCCAUGCAAACAGUAGCAGAUAUCCUUUAAUGGAGGAAACCAGUGCUACUUUAAAGUGUGCGAGCAAUAAAGAGUCUGGUGUAAUAAAUUACACGUGGCCAGAAAAUGCAGGCGGGUUCCCUGAUGGCAGUAGCCUGAUCAUCACUACAGUGACCAGGGAACAUCAUGGAAACCGAGUGAGGUGUGAGGUGAUCUACAGUGAUGGUGAAUGA